Molecule: messenger RNA, 414 nt
Organism: Miscanthus lutarioriparius
Lineage: Eukaryota; Viridiplantae; Streptophyta; Magnoliopsida; Poales; Poaceae
Source: the annotation of a GenBank genome assembly
AUGGCCUCCGCCGCUUCAUCGGCCGCCGGCGCUGGCAAAUCGCUGUUCCAGGGGCUCCGCAGGUUCCUCAAGAAGCCGUGGGAGAUCACGGGCCCCUGCGCCUCGCCCGAGUACCGCAGCGCGCUGCCUGACGCGCUCGAGUACCGCGUCAAGUGCCCGGCCACCGUGCGCGACGACCGCGACAAGGCCAUCUUGCCCACAUCCGAUCCAGAGACAGUCUACGACAUCAAGUACUUCACCCGCGACCGCCGCCGGAACCGCCCGCCAGUGCGCCGCACCCUGCUCCGCAAGCCCGAACUCGAGCGCUACAUGGCCACCAAGCAGUUCGACCCCACCAAGGACUUCCCCGUGCCAUACGUCAACACCACCGUCGAGGAGGACGACAACACGGUCGGCGGUGGCUACCAGAAGUGA